ACUGUCAGAUGAAGGAGCUUUUAGGAACGCAUGCUGUUGAGUUAGAUGUUUCCACCCUGUUUGGCAGGGUGCUGUCCUGUGGGAUGGAUGACACCCAAGAGCAGGACCACUACGAGGAGCGCCUAAAGGAAGUUUUUAAUAGCUUUGAUGCCAGCAGCUGUGGCUCACUGUGCCCGGAGGAACUCUCCGACCUCUGCCAGUCCCUGCACCUAGACGAUGCCACGCCAGCUCUUCUCCAAACACUACUGCAGAGCCAGGACCGCCUCACUGCCAGGGUUGACUUCGACCAGUUCAAGAAUGCACUGAUUCUGGUGUUGUCAUCAACUAUUGAGGCGCCACAAGCAGAACAGGAGACCUUGUCAAAACCAGAAUCUCCUGAGAUCGAACCAAAGUUUGUGAAGGGCAGUAAACGUUACGGCCGCCGUUCCACGCCAGAGUUCAUCGAGCCUAUUUCAGACUUCUCUGAGGUUACAAAUGCAAACCCGGCUGAGGAGGAGGAUGAUCCUGAGGACAACUAUGACUCAGCGGUUCCCCGGAAGCGUGAGCGCUGGAAUGCUCACGAAACAAGCACAGAGGAGUACGAGGCAGAAGGUCAGAUGCAUCUCUGGAACCCCGAUGAACCAAGCACACCUCGGGGAUCCAUCGUUCCUCUGCCGACCUGUGUAGAGGAGAGACUGCGUGAAGCCUGUGACGAGCUGCAGAUAUCAUGGGACGGGUGUGCCGGUCACACCGAACUGCUCGCUCUUUGUGAACACCUGGGCCUGGAGAUAAAUGCGGAUAUACUCCAGAGUCUAACCAGCGAUGGCAUAAUGAGUGUUCAGGAGUUUGUUUCCAGGGUUGUAAACCACAACAAACCCCCCACACCGUCCGCCUCCACGCCCUACAGACAACUGAAACGACACCUUUCCACUCAGCCCUUUGAUGAAGGAGGCAGGAGGAUAGCAACCCCCUCUGCCCUGACAAGCACCAUCGGCAUGCGUCUCUUCUCCAACCUCGACGAUGGUACCGGUUUCACUCCAGUUGAAUACCUCCUGGAUGCCUGGAUAGAUGAGGGAAUAGAAAACAGCACUGAGAUCCUGCAGGCUUUGAAUUUUAACCUCGAUGGAAAACUGAGUCUGAGCGAUCUCACCCUGGCACUUGAGAAUGAGCUCCUUGUUACUAAGAAUGGGAUCCACCAAGCGGCACUUGCGAGCUUCAAAGCUGAGAUCAGAUAUCUCCUAGAGCGCGUGGACAGAGAAUUAAGGGAGAAAGAGAAGAUACGAUCUGACCUGGAGAAAGCAGAGAAACUGAAAACUCAGCUCGCCACUGAGGUGGAUGAGCGUCACUCUGCGAUCGAGCAGAUGAAUAACCUCAAUCUCAGGAAGCUUGAACAGGAGCACAAAGAGAAGCUCGCUGCAGCACGAUCAGAGCUGAUGAAGGAGAUGGACCAGAUGCAGCAGCAGGCCGACGCGCAGCGCAAGGAACUGGAGGCAGAGGUGGAGAAGAUCAAAGAGGAUGAAUCUUUUCUCAGGGACCACCUCUCCAUCUCUGUGAAGGAAAACAGACGCCUUGAAAUGGAGCUACUGGACGCCACAGAAAAACUAGUGGAGGCACAGAGCCAAAAUACAAAACUCCAGACAAGUUUGGACAACGUUAUGAAAGAACGGUUUGGGGACUUGGACCCCAGCAGUGCAGACUUUCUUCUCCAGGAAGAACGCAUCAAGGACCUACGCAGUGGCUACGAAGCUCAGUACAGGGAGCUGCAGGAUCGUAUUGACGAGCUGCAGUCAGAGUUGCAGGAGUUUCACAGUCUCGGAAGAGUUCAUCAACCCUGCCACAAACCUCUCUCCGAAGAGCUGGAGAGUAAAAGCCCCGGCAUGGAGUCUGAUCCAGGUAUCGGUUCAGAUGAGGUUCAGCCCUUCAGCAUGAGCCUUGAGGCAGAGAUGAUGUUAGAGCAGCUGAAGGAGCAGCACCUUCAGGAAAUUGAGGAUCUGCGAAACCAGCUGGAAAGCAAGAUCAAUGAAUUUGAUAAGAUGGUGGGAAAGCAGAGGGCGACUCAUGAGGACCAGAAGGCUGCCUUAACCCUCCAGUACCAGCAGGAGGUCCAGGCUCUGAGGGAGGAGAUGGACAGCAUUCAAAGUCACAAACAGGAGCUCCAGAGCCAGCUGGAACAGGCCGAACUUGAGCGGACUUCUCUGGAGCAGAAGCAGGCCGAGGAGAGGGCAGAGCUGGAGAAUCUGCAAGAGGAGCAAGUGGGAACUCUGAGACAACAACUGCUAGAGGCCCACACCUACACUGCAGACCUGGAGGAGCAGCUGAAGACACUUGAAGCCCAGCAGACCGAGAUGGAUGGCAACCUCGCCAAUGAGAUAGAUGAGCUGAGGAAACAACAUGCUGCUGAGAUGAAUAAACUGGAUGAAGAGCAUGAAGAGCUUCUUGAAGCCAGACUGGACGAGGAGAGAAAGAAACUGCAGGAAGAAAAGGCUGAGUUCGAGAAGAGAUUGUUAGAUGAUAGCGAGAGGGAGAAGGAGCUGUUGCAGCAAAGCUAUGUGGAUGAACUGAAGGCCAGACUAGAGGAGGCAAAGGUUAGGUUUGAGGAGGAGCGUGAUGAGAUUGUGCAGAGGCUGACAGAGCAGUGGCAGACAGAGAGGGCUCAGCUGGAUGAACAGAAUAAUGAGUCCCUGCAGGUGGUGUUGGAGGAAGAGAUGUUGAGACUUGUCAGGGAGCAAGAGGAGAAGGAGGCCAAGCUCAGGGAGCAGUGGGAGAGCGAACGAGCCCAGCUUCAGGAGCGUCAGGAGGAGGCUCUGCUCGAUAGAGUGCUUCAAGAGAGGUUGCAGGUACAGGAGAUGUUUGAGCAGAGGGAGAAAAAGCUGAAGGAGGAGUGGGAGAGGGAGAGACUGCAGCUGGAGGAGGAUUACGAAGGGAUGGUACAGGACAGGCUGAAUGAAGAGAGGCAGAAGCUUGAGACUGAGAGAGAGGAGGACGAGAAGAGACUAGAACACUUACUGGCAGAGGAGAGGGCUCGUCUAGAGGAAAGCCACCGAGAGGCCCUGAAGGAGCUGACUGACAAACACAGUGAAGAGAGGGAGGCUCUCAGCACCAUGUUGGGCAAACUACAGGAUGACAUCGCUCAAGAGAGGAGGGAAAUCGAGAUCAGCUUCACCCAAAGAAUCAACGAAGUGGAAAGCCGUUUCUCAGGUGAUCAAGAAUCUGUCGCAGAGCGUUUUCAGGCCGAUGUUUUGAGGCUUGAACAGCACUACCAAAGUGAGCUGAAGGCUCUCUCUGAAAGACAUGUCGAGCAGAAGCUCCACUGGGAGGCGCAGAUACAGGAGGCCCUUGAGAAUGCCGAGGGACAAAGAAGACUGAUGGAGGAGGCAAUGGAGCAAGAAAGAGAGAGUCUGAAUCAAGAGUGGGCAAAAGAAAAACAUGAGCUUGAAAUUCUUCAUAGAGAGGAAAUGGAAGAACUUUUAAUGAAAAACCAGCAGCUUCAAAAGGAGCUAGAUGACUCCAUUAGUUUGGCUCAGACUAAAGAGAUAGAGCUCAGCAGGCAGCUGAAUGACCUCCACAACCGACUUCAAGGAAGCCUUGAAAUUAAAGACGAGCUUCUGGCUCAGUCCGAGAAGAAAGCACUUGACACCGACCUCCUGCUAAAUCAAACUGUGGAAGAUUUUAAACAGGAGAGGGAAGAACUUCUGAGCACCCAGGUGGAGCUUGAGGCAAAAUACAAUGAGAUGUUUGCCAUCUCUGAGAGGCAGAUUACUGACAGGAUUGAGUUGUUGACUGAGCGGGACGAUUUGAAGAUGAAGAUCAAGGAGGUGGAGAUGCUGCUCAAACAGGCAGCAGAGGACUUUGAGCUUGAGAGGAAGGAGCUGCAGGAACAUGCAUCUAGUCUUGAGGAAAAGUUAAAAGACAAUCGAGAGGAUGACAGAGAAGAGCUCAUAGCAGAAAUAGAUAGGCUUAAAGACAGAAUAAAAGAGUUAGAAAUGGAAUUAAAUCAGCUUUCUUCUUCUGCGGAAAAGGCUAAGGAAGAAGAAAUGGAAGAAUCAAAGGAAAUUAAUACUUUAAUGGAGGAAGAAUGUGUUUCUUUCUCUGAAGAACAGGAACCAGACGGAGGUCCGGAAAAUACCAAAAAUAUUGAUAAUGAAGAUGAUGAAAACAUCCCUGCUACCAGUGAUGAUCAAGAAGACAACAUGUCAGGAGUAAAUCAGGUUGUUGCUGUUCCAGAAGAUCACCAAAAUGGAGACUCAAGCCCCGAGGAAGUUGACAGAGACCCCGAAGGAGGCUGUUCUUCUGCAGAAAUUAGACACAAAGACCCUGAAUCGACAUCCUGUGAAAACAAUUCAACUGUUGAACCCAAAAAUGAAGCCCCAGAGAUGCCAUGUGAGGCAGUCUCAUCCCCUGAGGCAUUUGAAGGUGUAGAUGAAGAUGCAACAGACGGUGGGAAUGAAGUUGCUCUUGAAUCAUGUGAAGAGGAGAACAAACCUCAAGAUGUGCAAACCUCAGACAAUGAGAGCUCUUUCCGUGAAGAUGAGCCAUGUCAUGAGACUGCGGUCGAUCCCUCAGUGCUGGAGGAGACAGGUGACCCAGAUGUACUGUGUCUGGUGGAUGCUGCGGUUAGGUGUUUACCAAUUAACUCUCACAGCUGUAGACAGGAAGUUGAAGUAGAGUCAGACUGGGAACAUUUAACCACCAAAACAAAGGAUGAAUGCGCACAUGAUUGUCUGGGAAAUCUGGAUGAAGAUUGUGAGGACGGAGAUCGUUCUUUUUUUAAGCUACAGGCUUUGCAGAACACCGCCACCGAGGAGAACAUCCUCCUACAUGAGAAGAUUUCUCUGCUUCAACAGAAGACAGAAAUACUGGAGAAUCUUCUGGCUCAUAACACUGAAAAGGUCAAAACUGGCCACCAGAUAUUGGAGGAAAACUAUGGCCUCAAAGUGAAAGUGCUGCUCUUAAUGGAGCACAUCAAAGAGCUGGAGGUUAAGGCCUUAAAGAUGACAGAUCUUCAGAUUAGAUAUGAAGAUUGCAUGUGUGAAAAUGCCAAACUGAAAGACCAAAACAGUGAACUCGAGAAGAGAGUUUGGAGCCUUGAAAGCAGGAUGAAUGUUUUCCAUGAUUUCAAAGAUCAGCAGGUCGUACUGGUGGAUGAGAUCGGAAGGAUGAGAGAAGAGAACCGAAAGCUCUCGGAGUUGUUAAGUGAAUUGGAGUGGCCGGAUGAGAUACUAUCAGCCAUACACCCAGACGCUGGACGAUCAGAGAGCCCCACAGAGGAGUCUCUUCUUCAGGCAGAUCUGGAGGACAGCUGUGAGGAGUUUGAGAAGCAGAACACCAUACUUCGCAGAGCCAUCACAGAGCUACAGGACGAGUCGCAGUCGUUAAAUGAAACCACACAGGCUCAUAGAUCUGAGGCGAGUCGUCUUGCUGAAGAAAACGUCAUCCUCAAGCAGAAGAUUGCAGCGUUGAAGGAAGAGGACAUGAAAGUACUUCAGGAAGAGCUGGUGCAAACAAUGGAGCAGUUGCAGAAAGGAAACAUUGCAGCUCAAAAGGAAGCAGAGAACUUCGAGAAACAGAUUUCAGAGCUGCGUUUGCAGAGCCAAUCACUGGAGGACGAGAACGGGCUGCUGUCAGAGAAAAAUACCCAAAAUAUUUCUGAUAUGGAGAAUCUACGCCAGCAGCUGGCAGAGCUGAUAAAUGAAAACGAGAGGAGGGAGGUGUUCACUGCUGAGGAGAAAAACAAGCUGGCAGCUUGUGUGUCGGCUCUGGAGGCAGAGCUGACCAAAGCUCUGGAGGACACUGCACAGCUGGAGCAGAGGAAUACCCAGCUGUCACAGCAGCUCUCUGACCUCAGAGAGAAGGCGGUUAAAGUAGACUUAAUGGAGAGUCAGCUCAGCCACCUGGUGGAGGAGCGGAGAAGCGCGGAUAAGGAGACCCAGGGCCUCUGCAACCAGUUAUCCAAAGCUCAAGAGAAGGUCAAGACAGUGGAUGAAACUCUUCAGGCUGUGAGCAAUCAAAGCGCUCGUCUUAAGUCAGACCUCCGAGUUUUGCAGCAGGAGAGGGAUUCCCUCAAACAGGAAGUUGCAGUGCUUCACAAACAGCUGCAAAAUGUCAGUGAAAAGAACCACAUUUUGGAGAAGACCUUGCACUCGAGUGGCGUCCACAGUCCGAGCAAGAAGCUGUACAGAGAUGAGAUGUCUCGGCUGGCGGACCAGGAGCGGCAGCUGCUGAGGCAGGAGAACGACAGGCUUCAGGCUGAAGUGCGUAACGUCAAAGGAGACCUGGUGCAGUCCAAAGAAAAGGUCCGCCAGCUGGAUGCCACCAUCGUGUCCCUGAAGCAGCACAAACAGCAGAGUCAGUCCUCGCUGGUGAAGGCCUUGGAGCAGGAGAACGCCUCUCUGAGGCAGGAGCUCGAGGCACAAAAGGAGCUCACCAAGGGCUGUGAAUCAGGACAAGGACACACAGAGCCAGAGAGCCUUCAACAAGAAAAUGAUGCACUCAAGGCUCAAAUGGCUCGACUGUCUACACAGCUGCUAGAGGCAUUUCAGGCUCAGCUGGUCGGACUUCUGCCUCCAUCACCUCACAGGAUGCCCAGGGGACAGCAUCGUGGUGAAGAUCCGGACAACAUGCAGGGGCCGAUGCCGGAGCAGCGGGCGGCUCACGCAGACAGCUACCGGCGGAUCGGUGGAUUGUAACACCAGCGUCUUUCCCUGCUCUUCACUUUAGCCUCUUUGCUUCCCCUCCAAGACUGCUCCUCUUUUCUCAGUCCUGCUCUUCCUCUGCCGUGUCUGGAGCCAAAAUCUGACUGUGGCACGUGAUGCCGUCCUUUCUGCGUCCUUAUAGGAGAAUGUGAACUAAUGUGGUGCCUAAUUCAAAGGGCAUAGAUGUGUAAUUGUAUUUCCUUGCUGCUAGGUGGCAGGAAAACACAGAGGAGGGUACUGAGGUUUUUCCCAAUGGGAUUUUAUAAAAUAACGACACGACGAAAUUUAACAUCUACAAACACAAGACUUGAUUACAAGUGUCCGAUCCUGUUUUGUGCUUUUUGUAGUUUGAAUACAGGGAAUGUUUUUAACACAGGGUGUAUUUCUUGUUAUGCACUUGUACCAUUUAUCAUCAUGUGAGACAGGGUAUAUUUACAUCCUCAGAGGCUCACUCUUGUGUGACAGCUUGCCUUACGAUCAUCGAGGAGUGUUAAGUUGAGGCGAGGUUAGUGCCUAACAGCUUCCUGAGCCUUUUCCAACAAUCAAGCAACCUGUAACUGUCAGGUGACGUUACUGUCUGUGUCCAGUAUGAGAUUUCUCUGUGAACGUUUUCACUGUUUGUCCUUUGUUGUUUAUGCCUGUAUUUCUUAUCUGACACUACACAUAGCUGAAUGUUUCUUCAAGCUACCUGUUUGUGUUCUGAGACUGUGUGUGUGUGUGUGUGUGUGUGUCGCUGCUGCUGCACAACCAAAGUGAAUUGCAUCUUUCUGUUUUUUUUUUUUUUUUCCCCCUUGUUCAAACACGUCAAACAACUUUGAAUGUUUAUCUGGUAUUUAUGAUUAGAAACCAAAUCAUUGUUUGUCCCCAGUAGUGAUGUGUUAAUGUUGUAUCUGUGUUUUGAGUCAUUUAGUGAGUCUUUUUUUUUGGACCAUGUAUAGAUUUAAAUGGAUUUUAUUGUUUUGUUUUAUUUAUUUUAAAGGCAUAGUUCGGAUUUUUUGAAGUGGGGUUAUAUGAGAUACUUAUUCAUAGUCUGUGUAUUACAUACAGUAGAUGGCUGUAGGCCUGCUCCCAGUUUGGAGAAGCAGGUAGAUGUACUGACACAGAAGCUAAGCCAUGUCCUGCAAUAAAACGUAUUUUAGCCUCCUAAAAAAUCUAGAAAUGUUUAAGUGUACGCUGUACUCAAACUAUUUUCAUCACUUUACCUUUUCGAUAGACAGCCCAAUCCAACAGGGAAGUCGUUUGCAGCUUUAUUUCCCUGAUUAUGCUCUCGUCAAAUCCACCAGACUCCAUUGACAAAAACAGCAAUUUUAGCUCACUGAACACGGCAAUUCUGUUGCUGCUUCAAUCUGCAAUUAGUUUGAGUUAUUGUGUGACUUUGGUGAAUCUGAACUAACCCUUUUAAACACCAAAGUCACACAAUAAUGCAAAAAAAGUAGCUGAUCGAGGCAAUGGUAGACCUGUGUUCAGUAGUGUUAAAUCACUGGUUUUCUCAAUGGAGUCUGGCUUUGAGGAGAGUGAUAUAAUGGCUUUAGUUCCCUGUCUCACAAAAAUGUAAAAUUGAAAAUAUUCUAAAUGUAGUGCACGCUUAAACUAUAGUGAUCUCUUUAAGCAACUAAAAUACAUUUUGCUGCUGUCCCCAUCCACAACAGUACAAUGCUUCACUCCAGUGUCCGUAAUCCUGCUGCUUCUACAAACUGGGGGCGUGCUGACUGACAUCGUCUGUACAUAACACUCUGACUAUGGAAGAGUACCUCAUACAACCUCACUACAAAAGAUCCCAACUACUCCUUCAAUAGAAAUAUGUUAGGAUUUAUAUUUUAUUUAUGCAUUAAAUUAUUUUUGUAGAUGUAUCUGGAAUACAUGGCAUAAUUUUAUACCUAUUUAUAUUUUAUUUAUUUUUUAGCGCGUUGUCUCCUCUCCUUUAGAAAUGUACCAGAGAUCAUUUAAUGCUGAAAUCAAAAUAAAACAUCUAGCUCAUUA
Molecule: messenger RNA, 8651 nt
Organism: Epinephelus lanceolatus (giant grouper)
Lineage: Eukaryota; Metazoa; Chordata; Actinopteri; Perciformes; Serranidae
Gene: nin
Product: ninein (GSK3B interacting protein)
Biological process (GO): microtubule anchoring at centrosome; centrosome localization; centrosome-templated microtubule nucleation
Cellular component (GO): mitotic spindle pole; pericentriolar material; centrosome
Molecular function (GO): calcium ion binding
Source: RefSeq, a predicted model, not a curated record